Molecule: messenger RNA, 795 nt
Organism: Talaromyces marneffei
Lineage: Eukaryota; Fungi; Ascomycota; Eurotiomycetes; Eurotiales; Trichocomaceae
Exons: 2
Coding region: 1-795 (264 amino acids)
Biological process (GO): protein import into mitochondrial matrix
Cellular component (GO): PAM complex, Tim23 associated import motor
Source: RefSeq, a predicted model, not a curated record
AUGCAUGCCUCGGUAGCCAGCGCUCCCAUUCGCAGCGUCAUGCUGUCGGGAGGUUCUCGCUUUUCCUGCUGCUUCACCCCGUUCCAUUUAACCGGAUCCUCAUCGGCGGCGGCACCUCAACAGGCCAUGAAGCGAAGCGUUAACCGUUUCUCGACCAAAUGUUCUGCACCAAACCAGAAGUCUCCCAUUAGCAGCUUUGCGCGCGCGAACCGAGUAUCAUUCAACAAGGAGACGAAACUCACAAACUCACAAGUCAUCAUCACAUCUCUCAGACGCAACUUCAGCAGCUCCGUAGGCCUUCGUGCGAAACAAUCAUCUAAUAUCAGCAAUACAGCUUUACUUGACUGGAACACAUUCUUCAAAUUGCGUGCCUCCCGCCGACGCUACUCACUCGUUUCCUCGAUUCUAGCGUCAAUCGCUACCACGGCCGUUGGUGUCCAGGUGCUCUCCACCCAGGACCUCGAUACACUCGGCGCACAAGUCAUGGGUCUAGAUCCUUUCAUUGUCCUGGGUCUUGCUACGGCUGCCUGCGGUGCGUUGGGCUGGCUCAUUGGUCCGGUUUUGGGGAAUACGGUUUGGGGUCUUGUGUAUAGACAGUAUCGGGGUGGUAUUGCUAUUAAAGAGAAAGAAUUCUUCAACCGCAUCAAACGCUUCCGUGUCGACCCCUCCGCUAACUCUAUCGCGAACCCCGUUCCGGACUACUAUGGCGAGAAGAUUGGCAGUGUGCAGGGCUACCGUCAAUGGUUGAAAGAUCAGCGGGCUUACAACAGGAAGAAGUCUAGACACAUUAUUUAA